This is a messenger RNA of Neltuma alba, 2118 nucleotides long. Its product is annotated as beta-1,6-galactosyltransferase GALT29A-like. The coding region runs from base 536 to 1744 and encodes 402 amino acids. The record is from RefSeq and is a predicted model, not a curated record. The transcript is spliced from 3 exons. Lineage: Eukaryota; Viridiplantae; Streptophyta; Magnoliopsida; Fabales; Fabaceae. Gene Ontology annotation, molecular function: sialyltransferase activity.
CAGCUUUAUCAACCGGUCUUCCUCAUUUCGCUUUAGCUCCCAUGUGGGUUUUGAAGUUGCGACUUAAUAUUCCUUCUUCUUUAUUCCGUUUCUUCUACAUCCCCUCCAGAUUUUACUGCUUCCGCUGCUGCUCCAUUCGAUUUGUCUUUUUGCUUGCUUCUUCGUAGCUUCUCUAUGGUCCAUCUGCGUAGUGAAGGCCCUUACUGUAGCUUAUUGUUGAUUUUACUUGUGAUUCCUACUUGGAAAUUUGUUUUUCAUCUAGUAUUGGCAUUUCUUUUCAAAAGGCCGCAAUGAUUAGAAGCCCUGUUUUUGUCCAGAACCCGGAGUCAACCCUAUGUUACGUUCGUGAUUCAUAGUAUAUUUGCCCUCGCUAAUACCUCUCAGGGAUCUCUUGUGGCCUCAUUCGCUUAUUUCAUUUCUCUUGCUUAAUGUUCUCGGAGACAAAGAUGGAUCUGGCGCUCUUAGCUUCAAGAUCUCUAGUUUCUGGCCACAUUUAGCAACACCGACAAGUUGUUCCGUUAAGCACGCCUUUCCAAUGAAGCGUUCGAUUCGCCCGCUGUUUGGAGUUCUAAUUGUCGUCGUCUUCGUUGCCACUCUCAGCUGCAGAACCUUUGUUCGGAGAGGCUUAUUGUCCAUUGAGUUGGAGAGCAGAGUAUGGGUUCAAGUUCCGGCAGCACCAUUGUUGAACGCGACGCUGCUGAAACACGCCGCCAUCGAUAUCGGAGAAGAGAAGUCGAAGCAAGAAAUCCAGCAGCUUCUGGAUGGAGACUUUGGAAGUCAAGCCCGGCACCGGACGUUUGUCUCUUGGCGUAGAUUCAUUCACCAUGAGAUCACUGAUAAGGACCCGAGGAGGCUAGCGGUAACGAUACGCUCGCCGCUGUUUUAUAGGUAUUGGCUCGAUUUCCGAAAGGUUUUGAACGAUUGGACCAGGAAAAAGAGGUUUCAGCCUAGUAUUAUGUCCGAUUUGACGCGGCUAGUUAAGCUUCCUAUCGAUAGGCACAAUGGAUUGGCGGGUUCCGAGCGGCGAUACUCGUCUUGUGCGGUGGUUGGCAACAGUGGAAUUUUGCUGAACAACGACUAUGGGAAGCUCAUUGAUAGCCAUGAAGCAGUUAUCCGAUUGAACAAUGCAAGGGUUGAGAAGUUUGAGAAGAAAGUGGGGUCUAAAACAAGCAUUUCAUUCGUAAAUAGCAACAUUUUGCAUCUCUGUGCAAGGAGGACAGAAUGCUUCUGUCACCCAUAUGGAGCUAAUGUGCCAAUAGUUAUGUACAUUUGCCAACCAGCUCAUUUCUUGGAUUACACCGUUUGCAAUUCCUCUCACAAAGCACCAUUGCUGGUCACCGAUCCACGGUUCGAUAUGUUAUGUGCUCGGAUUGUGAAGUACUACUCCUUGGAGAGGUUUGUGGAGGAGACAGGGAAGGCUUUGGAAGAAUGGAGCUCUGCACAUGAUGGUGCUCUAUUUCAUUACUCUUCUGGUAUGCAAGCUGUUAUGUUAGCUUUAGGAAUCUGUGAUAGAGUCAGUAUAUUUGGGUUCGGCAAGUCUGCCUCAGCCAGGCAUCAUUAUCAUACGAAUCAGAAGGCUGAGCUUCAUUUGCAUGACUAUGAAGCAGAAUAUGCUUUUUACGGGGACCUGGUCGAUGGACGCAGGGCAAUACCUUUCCUCUCGGACAAAUUCAAGAUUCCACCCGUGAACUACUACUGCCAAAACCAGGCUGAAGCAACAGUUUUAAGUGUAAAUUGCGGUUAAAUCAAUACAAGUUCGAUCCUUGAAUGCUUCAUGACGGCACGUGAAUGCUCAUGUUCUUGACAGCCUUACAACAAUCAUCAAAAGCCUUGUCUACAUACUCAAAUCGAACCAUGUGAUCUGCUUAAGGUCUCUGGCAUUUUAAGGAAUGAACAUUAUCUCCUGCCUCCCCAUCUAUCCUUGAUACAUAAUGGUCAUCCGCAGUGUUUCAAUGUGGCCUUUGAUGGUUCAGGAGUUAAGCAGUAAACUGUAUCAGAAACUGCAAAAAUGUGAUAUUCGUACACCUAAGCAAAACCCAGCAACACAAAACUUCACGCCCUCUCUGAAUCCGCUUAUUAUGUAUUCUACUAAUAAUAAUAAUGCUCUGUAUUCUAAUC